AAGACUGCAUUGAGAAUAUGACACCGCCUGCCAGUAAUAACAAAUAAAGAAUUGCACAGUGUCCUCAACUACCUCAACACAAUUCGCUGCAUGGUUAGAUUAUUAAGGUUAACAUAUUCGUGUAUUUAUGGAAGCUGUUAGUAAUAUUUAAACAGUUUCCUAGCUGCUUUAGGUUCAAUUACAUAGACAGUUGAGGAACCAAUUCCAAAUUUGUCUAGUGUAUAAAUUUGUGCCAAGACUUCCACUUCUAGCCUAAACAGGUUGGGAUACUUGUAUUGUCUACUGUACAACUGAAAAGAAGAAAAAUAAUUCAGUUAUACACAACAAGUACUGUUACAAAUUUCAAUAUAGUCUAACCAACAAUGGCUCCCAAGAAAGGUAAAGCUUCUAAAAAAGAUGACUUUGAAGAUGAUGACAGUGUUACAGAAUCAAAAACACAAAAGCCAUCAAUUAAAAAGAAAAGUAAAACUAAAAAGGUGGAUGACUCAAGUGAUGAACUAAAUAAUGAGCUUAAUAAUGUAGAUUCCGAUAAUGAUAAUCACGCUUCAAAACAGACAAAAAAAGACAAAAAGAAACAGAAAAACAAGGGCAAAGAUGAAGCUGAUUUAGAUAAACCGAAAGAUAACUCGGAUACUCAAUCUACCAGUAAGUCUUCAACAACAAAACCAGCUGCUGCAAAAAAGAAACAGAAAGGAAAGGGGAAGGGUCAAGACUGGGAUAGUGAUAAAGAGCCUGAUAUAGAUUUAUUAAAUCAAAAAGAUAGUGAUUCUGAGGACUAUGACGUUAAACCCAAAACUUCAUUGGCGUCAAAGAAACAGAAGAAGAAAACAAAAGUUAUGAAGAAAGUAGAGAGUGAAGAAGACUCUGGAGCUGAAAGUGCAGGUAGUGAUAUUGACAGUUUAUCUGAAGGUAUUUCCGGAAUGGAUGUAAAUUCCACUUCUAAAAAUAAUGAAUUAAGUUCCAGCAAUUCUCAAGAGAAAUUGCAAGAAAACUUGGCAAAUUCAGAAAAAUCACAAGUUAAAAAGACUACCUCUGAGGACUCAAUAAAUGAUUCAGUUGAAAAAGAUAAUAAGGAUGAAAUUGAAGACCCAGUUGCUAAUGGUGAACCCACUGUAGAUAGCCAGAAGAAAAUGACACAUAAAGAGAAAAAGAAAUUGAAGAAAGAGAUGGAGUAUAAAAAACAAGUGGAGUUUUUAACCAAGAAAGGUGGCCAAGGUCAUAGUGAGCUUGGAGAUAACUUCACAGUCUCCCAAUCCCAGAAGACAGCAGGUCAGCUGCAAGCCUUGGAGAAUGCUGUAGAUAUUAAAAUUGAGAACUUCAGCAUUUCGGCCAAAGGCAAUGACCUGUUUGUUAAUGCCACUUUGCUAAUUGCUCAUGGCCGACGAUACGGGCUUGUUGGCCCUAAUGGCCAUGGAAAGACCACACUUUUGAGACACAUUGAGAACAGAGCAUUUGCAAUACCGCCUAACAUAGACAUCCUAUACUGUGAACAAGAAGUGGUAGCAGACGACUUGUCGGCAGUAGAGUCUGUCCUGAAAGCGGAUGUCAAAAGAACCGAACUGUUGGCUGAAUGCAAGAAGCUGGAAGGGGAGCAGGAAAAGGGGAAUACGUCUGAAGCUGUUCAAGAGCGGUUGAAAGAGGUCUAUGAGGAACUAAAGGCAAUAGGAGCAGAUUCAGCUGAGCCACGUGCAAGGAGGAUUCUUGCUGGUCUUGGAUUUUCAAGAUCAAUGCAGGAUCGACCCACUAAGAGUUUCUCUGGAGGAUGGCGAAUGAGAGUAUCUUUAGCUAGAGCUCUUUUCCUAGAACCAACACUGUUGUUACUGGAUGAACCGACAAACCAUCUAGAUCUGAAUGCUGUUAUUUGGUUGGAUAACUACCUCCAGGGCUGGAAAAAGACUCUCUUAAUUGUCUCUCACGACCAGAGCUUUUUAGACAAUGUGUGUAAUGAGAUAAUCCACCUGGAUCAACAGAAACUUCAUUAUUAUAAGGGCAACUAUAGCAUGUUCAAAAAAAUGUAUGUCCAGAAGCGGAAAGAGAUGAACAAGGAAUAUGAAAAGCAGGAGAAACGUAUUAAGGAAUUAAAAGCGCAUGGGCAGUCCAAGAAACAGGCAGAGAAGAAGACAAAGGAAGCUCUUACCAGAAAACAAGAGAAGAAUCGUAGCAGUAAAACUCAGAAGAAUGAGGAAGAUCGAGCACCCCCAGAGUUGUUGCAGAAACCAAAAGAUUAUAUUGUGAAGUUCUCUUUUCCUGAUCCUCCUCCAUUGCAACCACCAAUUUUGGGUUUGCACAAUGUAACUUUUGCCUACAGUGGCCAGAAACCACUUUUUAUCAAUUGUGAUUUCGGAAUCGAUUUGUCUUCACGGGUGGCCAUUGUAGGCCCCAAUGGUGUGGGAAAAUCUACUUUCUUAAAUCUUCUCACGGGAGAUCUCACCCCCCUACAAGGAGAUCAUAGAAAGAAUCAUCGCUUGCGGAUUGGAAAGUUCGACCAGCAUUCAGGUGAACAUCUGACAGCAGAAGAGACACCGUCUGAAUACCUUAUGAGGUUGUUUGAUCUACCUUAUGAAAAGGCACGAAAGCAACUUGGCACAUUUGGUCUAGUCAGUCAUGCCCAUACGAUCAAGAUGAAGGAUCUUUCAGGUGGACAGAAAGCUAGAGUAGCUCUCGCCGAGCUCUGUCUCAAUGCUCCUGAUGUUGUUAUCCUUGAUGAACCGACAAACAAUUUGGAUAUCGAAUCGAUUGAUGCGCUCGCUGAUGCAAUUAAUGAAUACAAAGGUGGUGUUAUUAUUGUUUCUCACGACGAACGGCUGAUACGAGAGACGGACUGUACCCUUUGGGUGAUUGAGGACCAAACAAUCAACGAGGUGGAUGGAGAUUUUGAUGAUUAUCGAAAGGAGUUGCUGGAGAGUCUUGGAGAAGUAAUCAACAACCCAAGUAUAGCAGCCAAUCAAGCUGUACAGCAAUAGGAGCUCCUAAACAUAAUAUCUUCAUUGGGAAAACAUCAAGACUUUGUUAUCGUCAACAGAGUUCCACAAUAGAUUCCUGGGAACACUUUUCAAUUUGUUGUUAACAUAUUUAUAUUAUUUCAAUCAUAGUUAGAAAACCAUGUUUAUUUUGAAAUUAUUUAUGAAUAAUUAUUGUUUAACACAAAAGUAUCAGGAACCAGAGUAUAUCUGUAUUUGAACUUUGAACAGAUAAUUUGAAGGUUAUUCAAGUAUCAAAUAUCUUUUUCAGUUACUUUUCUUAGUGAUCCCUUAAAAUAAAAUUGUGUAAUGUAUUUAAAUGAUAUUGUUAUGAACAAAGUUAUGAACUAUUCAUAUUUUAUUAGUUCCAGAAUUCAAGACUACAAUUAUAAUUUUGUGUUGUUUGUGAAUAUUUGCCAUUGUACAGUAAUAUUGUUGAUCAUUACAAAUUAUAUUGCUGAAAUUAAAAAUAUUUAGAUCGAGGAAAACAUUUUUAAAAUACAUUGGAAAAAAUCUUUCCUUUAAAGUUUGAGAUAACUAAACAUGAAAAUUCUUUCGGAACGUAAUAAUCCAAGUUUCAAAUUAUAAGAAAGUUCAACUUUAUUAAGGUGUAAAAAUACAAGCUUUUUCUGAAGUUUUAUCAGCUGAUUUUGGUAGCCUAUGCUAUCAUCAAUCAAACUCUAAUGUCAAAUAUCCAUAGGAAAUAUCAACUAUCAACUAAAGUUCUUCUUGUGGCAGUAAUUAUAAUGCCCUAAACAAAAAACCUAGGGUGUCUCAUUGUUUUCUCCUAAUUAAACAAAAAUGAGUCAUCAUCUGAACUUCUUGAAUUAUGUAUUAUUAUAGCAGAUCAUAAAUUGAUUAAUAAAUAAUUGUAAAUAGUUUAAACAAGUUCAAUGGGUCUUGUACUGGACUUGCAUGUAAGCAGUGCAAAUGAAAGUAAUCUUACUAUAUACAAAAAUGCCUAAUAAACAAUCCUUUUAAGUAUGGUGUACAGACAUAGUCAAUUUUUGAUUUCAUAUUUAUUUGGUUUUAUGGGUUACCUGCCUAUAAGUACACUUUACGCGUAUAACCUAUGUGGAACACUGACAUUGAGCAAAAGUGAAUAAAUUUGUUAAGCCCGCUUGACAUGGCAGUAAUUAAUAAAUAUAUAAAAUGAAACGAACAAAAAUUAAUAUAAUAUAAGCUGCUUCUCCAACAGAUUAAUAAAACUGUAAGACUAUAUAAGCCGUGUGAACCCAUGACUGGAAAAUCUUAGUUUAGUUAAAUAAAAUCUAUGUUAUAAUACAGUAAAUAUUUAUGUUUAAAGUAUAAAAAAUUGAGCUUGCUAUAAUGCGUAACAUUAUGAAACAUUUCAUUGAAAAAUUGAAUCCAUACAAAGUGUUCCAUAACAGUUUUUGUAAGCCAUGAUUUAUUUUAAUUACAAGCCUCCCGUAGUGUUUUCAUUUGGCUGAUUUUGUUCAUGAUCAAAGAAACAAAUAUUUUAGAAAUAAAAACUGUUGAAAUUUGGUUUUAUCUUUAAAACUAUAACAUAUGUAUAUAUUUUUAAAAGAGAAUGUUGUAAUUUUAAAGAUCAAACCAAAUAUUGUGUACAUUUUGUAUUGGCUACAUUUAAAAUCUUAAACCAUGAAUUUUUUGUAUUCUAAUAUUUAUGAAUUGUGUCAUGGUACAGACCACAAAAGGUGUUUUUAAAUCUACCUAAAAUUAUAUUGCUUACUAUUAUGUUUAGUUUUAUCACUGAAUAACUUGUUUUAUAGUUUAAUAUUCAAGUUUUCUUAUUACUAUUUACAAAUUUUAUUCAUAGCUAAUGUUUUCUAAUUUUCAUGAUAGUCCCCCAUCUUUAAUAUGUUGUAUUUUUCUUUAACUCUAUAAAAGUCAGAAAGUAUGAAUAAUUCUUCUCUUUUCUUCUCCAAGCAAACAUAUUAUACAAUUUGUAAACAUUGUUACUAUUGUGAAAAUGUCCUUGCAUCAUGGAUGUUGUUUUAGAUAUAUUACCAUUUCGGUGGUGUGUUUCUGUACAGCUCUUAGAAAAUUGUAAAUUUAAAAAGUGUCAAAAUAGAAAAAUUGUUGUUUUAUAUAAGUUAAUUUUAUAUUUCCUGUUUAUUUUUCUAUCUUAUUAUGGGUUUGGCAUUUUUUAAUUUUAAUAAAUAGAUCUGCGGAUAUUACUAACCAUUUGUACUCAGAGUUGGCUUGUUGUAAAUUGACGUAAAUAAUAAAAAUCAUCACAGUU
This is a messenger RNA of Homalodisca vitripennis (glassy-winged sharpshooter), 5187 nucleotides long. RefSeq names its product ATP-binding cassette sub-family F member 1. NCBI's taxonomy places the organism in Eukaryota, Metazoa, Arthropoda, Insecta, Hemiptera, Cicadellidae. The record is from RefSeq and is a predicted model, not a curated record. The transcript has 3 exons. Bases 363 to 2963 code for a protein of 866 amino acids. Gene Ontology annotation, molecular function: ATP hydrolysis activity; ATP binding.